ACGUGGGCCUUCGCGUUACCCUGUCUUCAUCGAUUCGGCCCCGGGGUGGGGAUCCCCAGAGGAUGUGGCGCUGCCUGAGCUAAGCUUAAAGCGCGCGUAGGAGUUAUACAAAGACCGAGGAGUGUAGGGGAAAGAAGGAUAUUUGGGAAGGGGUAAGCUGCCAGGGAGGUUGGAGAGCUCACGGCGUUCCAGGAAGUGAAAGAAGGCGGGACGGAGACAGGAGAUGAGGCUGCGGAGGUCAAUCAUGAGGAAGCCACGAGCAGCUGUGGGAAGUCGAAGUCGUUGCAGGAAGCAGGCAUGCAGCCAGGAGGGAAGGGAGAAACGUGCCCUCAGCAGCAGCCAGGCCAAGCUGUCUGCACCUGACGGCCUGGCCAGGCAGCAGGAGGAGGUGAGAUUGCAGGCCGCUGUCUCCCCGUACCAUCUAUUCAGAGACACAGCUGAGGUCACAGUCUUCCGGAAGAGCCUGCUGAGCUGGUAUGACCGAGAGAAGCGGGACCUACCCUGGAGAAGGCGGGUGGAGGGUGAGGUGGACCCGGACAGGCGGGCAUACGCUGUGUGGGUCUCAGAGGUCAUGCUGCAGCAGACCCAGGUUGCCACGGUGAUCGACUAUUAUACCCGAUGGAUGCAGAAGUGGCCAACGCUGCAGGACCUGGCCAGUGCUUCCCUGGAGGAGGUAAACCAGCUCUGGGCUGGCCUGGGCUAUUACUCUCGAGGCCGGCGGCUACAGGAAGGAGCCCGGAAGGUGGUAGAGGAGCUAGGGGGCCACAUGCCACGUACAGCGGAGACCCUGCAGCGGCUCCUGCCUGGUGUGGGGCGGUACACAGCCAGAGCCAUUGCUUCCAUUGCCUUUGGCCAGGCAACCGGUGUGGUGGAUGGGAACGUAGUACGGGUGCUAUGCCGUGUCCGAGCCAUUGGUGCUGAUCCCAGCAGCACCCUUGUUUCCCAGCAGCUCUGGAGCCUAGCCCAGCAGCUGGUGGAGCCAGCCCGGCCAGGGGACUUUAAUCAAGCAGCCAUGGAGCUGGGGGCCACAGUGUGCACCCCGCAGCGCCCGCUCUGCAGCCAGUGCCCUGUGCAGAGCCUGUGCCGGGCACGCCAGAGGGUGGAGCGGGAGCAGCUCUCAGCCUCACGGAGCCUGCCAGGCAGUUGUGACGUGGAGGAGUGUGCUCCCAACACUGGACAGUGCCAGCUGUGUGCGCCUCCCACAGAGCCCUGGGACCAGACCCUGGGAGUGGCCAACUUUCCCAGAAAGGUCAGUCGCAGGCCCCCCAGGGAGGAGUGCUCUGCCACCUGUGUUCUGGAGCAGCCCAGGGCCCUUGGGGGUGCCCGAAUUCUGCUGGUGCAGAGGCCCAACUCAGGUCUGCUGGCAGGACUGUGGGAGUUCCCAUCUGUGACCGCAGAACCCUCAGGGCAGCACCAGCGCAAGGCCCUGCUGCGGGCACUGCAGAGUUGGGUUGGGCCCCUCCCAGCCACCCGCCUUCGGCACCUGGGACAGGUGGUCCACACCUUCUCUCAUAUCAAGCUGACAUAUCAAGUAUACGGUCUGGCCCUGGAAGAACAGACCCCAGUGACCAUAGUACCACCUGGAGCUCGCUGGCUGACCCGGGAGGAGUUUCACACCGCUGCUGUCUCCACCGCCAUGAAAAAGGUGUUCCGUGUGUACGAGGGCCAACAGCCAGGGACCUGCAAGGGUUCCAAAAGAUCCCAGGUGUCCACCCUGUCCAGACGGAAAAAGCCCAUAGCAGGCCAGCAAGUCCUGGAUAGUUUCUUUCGGCCCCACAUCCCCUGCUGAUGCACCCAGCCUCAACAGUGCAACACAGUGAUGCCUCUGGAAGCCCCCACCCCCUGAGACUCCUGUUUAAUAAAGUGCUGA
Messenger RNA from Physeter macrocephalus (sperm whale), 1870 nucleotides. It is a transcript of the gene MUTYH, whose product is annotated as mutY DNA glycosylase. The transcript has 16 exons. Bases 224 to 1789 code for a protein of 521 amino acids. Gene Ontology annotation, molecular function: adenine/guanine mispair binding; oxidized purine DNA binding; 4 iron, 4 sulfur cluster binding. The record is from RefSeq and is a predicted model, not a curated record. Lineage: Eukaryota; Metazoa; Chordata; Mammalia; Artiodactyla; Physeteridae. Gene Ontology annotation, biological process: mismatch repair; base-excision repair. Gene Ontology annotation, cellular component: nucleus.